Molecule: messenger RNA, 1614 nt
Organism: Chaetomium globosum CBS 148.51
Lineage: Eukaryota; Fungi; Ascomycota; Sordariomycetes; Sordariales; Chaetomiaceae
Exons: 4
Coding region: 1-1614 (537 amino acids)
Molecular function (GO): oxidoreductase activity
Source: RefSeq, a predicted model, not a curated record
AUGGCCGACUCAAUUACAGCCACUAUCAGAUACGUCCAGCGGGAUGAAAGCCAGGACCUCAGUGAGAAGCCAUACAUUUUGCACUAUGCGGCCCCUGAUGGGUUUCCCCAAAACAACUUUACCAUCAAGCCUGUCCACGGCAUCAAGGUCCACAACUUUCGAGCCUCUGGGGUCACCUACGAAGAGCGUGGCAUAGGGAUAGCUCCCAUCAAUAGCAACGGGAUGAAGCCCGAAUGCUUUGACGAUGACGACUGGGUCGAGCAGAUCUAUCUCCCAGAACUUCACCGGUCCGUCUGUGCCGCCCUCGGGGCAAAAGACAUGACCAUCUUCGACUGGAUGUUGCGCAAGCGAGCACCUUCCUUCCCAGUGAGGAAGCCAGGCGAGGAUAACGGGGAAAAUCAUCAGCCCUCGCUGUCAGCGCACAUCGUCGACCGGGAGAAGGACCUCAUGACCGUCGAUGAGGUGUUCCCCACCGUGGCCAACGAGGUGUUCCAGGUCCGGUGGAACCCGGACCACAAGUGGUACUACGUGCCUGACCAGCUCGAGUCCGAAGUCACCAUCUUCAACGCUUUUGACUCUGAGAAGGGUCAAAGCCUGGCUGUCCCGCACUGUUCGUUUGACUUGGGUGACGCGGCGGGCUCCGCGAUCCCGAGGCAGAGCAUUGAAGUUCGGGCAUUGGCACGCCCACACAAUACAAUCGCGGAUCAAUCCAUCGUUCCACCCUCACCCAACCUUCGAAGCUCAGCCAGGUCCAUGACACCCGGAGUCUGGCCUCCCAAGAGCGCACUCCCCGAUUACGGCUAUCGCCCCAGGAACCCUUUUUGCUACGCCAUCUAUGUGGAAACCACACAACAUCACCAGGGCAUUAUAUACUCCAAGCCCAAGCUCUCUCCGAUGCCUAUUAUUGGCUGGGCGGCGAAAAGCUCGAUCUCGCAGAUCAAUGGAAUAUGCCAAAGGAUUCCAAUGGGUGCGCCAGAUGAUGAUCGGGAGGGAUCCCUCCUACCGGGCCAGCCGCCUCGCGAUAAGGCGGAGUGGGCGAACGUGGCCAUCGACGCUCUCUUCGCGCAGGGCCUCUUCCUGCCGCUGGGCCGGUUGGACGCUAAAGAACCCAAUUUCAGCCCUGGCCCGAAGCGACGCCCCUUGGCCGGGUUUACAUUGUGGCCGGGGGCUCCAAGGACACCUGUUGUGGAGUUGCUCGGGGCUGAAUUUGGUGUGGUGCAAGAGACCGAGGUGUUUGAGGGUGUGGGUACCUUGGACCCCUACCUGGAGCCCGGCUUGCCCUAUGCGGCGCGGAGGCGCGGGGCGAAUGCAGGACACCGCCCUCCUUCACCGCACCGGGCUGAGAAUGGUGUGGCGAAUGCACCACACCCUUUUCCUCCCCAUCCAUCUCCAGCUGCCGCGGCGCCAGAGAGCGUCAAGCACCCGGCUCAGGCUAGCAGGGCGACAGCGCUUCCUUGCGAGCAUUGGUUGAGGCUAGGUGCUUUGCUCAUCUCUCUGUGUCUUGCUGUUUACUCCAUGAAGGGGGGGUCGGCGGGCCCUGCUUCUUACCUUCUACUCGUCUUUAUUUUAUUUUUCCUAAGCGGUCCGAGGGCGGCACUGGUAGGUGGUCACUAG